UUGUAUUUCUCCAAGUUGUAUAAAAAAAAAAAGAAAAUAACGCAUGUGUGCAUGGCCUCGCAUUGACUUGACACAAAUGUGUUACGGAAUAUGACACACUGUGUAAAUUAUUUUGUUAAAAAGGCGUAAACUUUUAUAUUGCAAAAAACGCAACUAAAAAAGGAAAAAAAAAAGAGAGAAAAAAUUGUGUGAGACAUGAAUCAUUUGCUGAUGGAAUUGGAUAUUGAUAUGGUCAACACCAGGAUAUUGUUGCUUGCCUAAUCAGGACUUGUAACAAUUAAUUUUAUUUGUCAAAAAAUAAUACAUAUGGUAUAUUGUCAACAACAAUGUAAAAUAUACAUUGUUGUUUAGCAACACUGAACUUUGAGCUACAUAAAUUUUUUAGUGGAUCAAAAAAGAAAAAAAAAAAGAUUGUAAAACUAACUGGAAUUACCCACACGAGGUUAAUAAAAUUACCAGUCUGUUAUUUGAGAUAGUAGACAGAUUAAUUGUGAUUGCAAAAGAGUACAUAAUUAUUUAAAAAUAUUAUUUAUAUUUUUAAAAAUGCCAACAGCGAGAACAAGCUCUUUACAUGGUGUUUUACCACCUCAUUAUUUACAUGAAUUACCGGCACAAGAGGAAGAAAGAUUGUCUAAAAUAUUUAACCAGCUGGAUCAUGAUGGUAAUGGUAAAAUUGAUGUACAUGAUUUAUCAAAUGCAUUGCACAAAGUUGGUGUUCAUAAGCGUUAUGCUGAGCAAUUUAUGGCUCAAUCAGACAGCAAUAAGAGUGGUGACAUAAGUUUAGCUGAAUUUAUUCACUAUGUCAUUGAACAUGAAAAAAAAUUACGAUUACAAUUUUCACAUCUUGAUAAAAAUAAAGAUGGUAAAAUUGAUUUGGAAGAACUCAUUAGUUCAUUCAACAAAGACUUGGGAAUAAAAAUGGACAGAGCAGAAGCAACAAAGCUUCUUCAGAGAAUGGAUCAAGAUGGUAGUUUGAGCAUUAAUUUCAACGAAUGGCGAGAUUUUUUAAUGUAUGCACCAAGUGAUGACAUUCACCAGCUUAUCAUGUACUGGAGGCACUCAACGUACAUGGACAUUGGAGAGGACAUGGGUGUACCAGAUGAUUUUACAAACAGUGAAAUGAUAUCUGGAAUGUGGUGGAGGCAUUUAUUAUCUGGUGGAAUUGCUGGUGCAGUAUCAAGAACCUGUACAGCACCACUUGACAGAAUAAAAGUUUAUCUUCAGGUACAUGGAACAAGACAAUGUAACAUAUUAAGUUGCUUUAAAUAUAUGUUACGAGAAGGUGGAGUAAUGAGUUUAUGGCGUGGUAAUGGUAUAAAUGUACUUAAAAUUGGUCCAGAAACAGCAUUAAAAUUCAUGGCAUAUGAACAAAUUAAAAGAGCAAUUAAAGGCAAUGAUACACGUGAACUUGGUAUUGAUGAAAGAUUUGUUGCUGGUUCAGUUGCUGGUGGUAUUAGUCAAUCAGCAAUUUAUCCACUUGAAGUACUAAAAACAAGACUUGCAUUAAGAAAAACUGGUGAAUUUAAUAGUAUUAUUGAUGCUGCUAGAAAAAUAUAUUCACAAGGUGGAAUUAAAAAUUUUUAUCGUGGUUAUAUACCAAAUUUAAUUGGUAUACUACCAUAUGCUGGAAUUGAUUUGGCUGUUUAUGAGACAUUAAAAAAUAGAUAUUUAAGAUCACAUGACAAAGAUGAACAGCCAGCAUUUUGGGUAUUAUUACUUUGUGGUACAGCUUCAAGUACAGCUGGACAAGUUUGCUCUUAUCCUUUAGCUCUAGUCAGAACAAAACUUCAAGCACAAAUAUCUGGUAAAAGUCCAAAUACAAUGGUUGGUGUUUUUCAGGAUAUUGUUGAAAGAGAAGGUUUUAGAGGUUUAUAUCGUGGCUUAACUCCAAAUUUUUUAAAGGUUGCUCCAGCUGUAUCAAUAAGUUACGUUGUUUAUGAACACUUCAGACAAGCAUUGGGUGUCAAUAUGACGUGAUGAAUAUAUUCAUUAGGACUUAUUAAUUCAAUUAAAUUAUUUCUACAACUAUUUAAUGCAAUUUAACGAUAAUAGCUAAAAAAAAAAUAAUAAAGAUUUUGACAAAGAGGAAUAAAAAGAGACAAA
This is a messenger RNA of Aphidius gifuensis, 2103 nucleotides long. RefSeq names its product calcium-binding mitochondrial carrier protein SCaMC-2-A (gene SCaMC). Gene Ontology annotation, biological process: transmembrane transport. The record is from RefSeq and is a predicted model, not a curated record. Gene Ontology annotation, molecular function: calcium ion binding; ATP transmembrane transporter activity. Lineage: Eukaryota; Metazoa; Arthropoda; Insecta; Hymenoptera; Braconidae. Bases 544 to 1977 code for a protein of 477 amino acids. The transcript is spliced from 9 exons.